Molecule: messenger RNA, 438 nt
Organism: Parathielavia appendiculata
Lineage: Eukaryota; Fungi; Ascomycota; Sordariomycetes; Sordariales; Chaetomiaceae
Exons: 4
Coding region: 1-438 (145 amino acids)
Biological process (GO): microtubule-based movement
Cellular component (GO): cytoplasm; cytoplasmic dynein complex
Molecular function (GO): dynein intermediate chain binding
Source: RefSeq, a predicted model, not a curated record
AUGGCCGCCCAGACAAACUCGCCGAUUGCUCUGAAGCGUCUCGAACAGAUUGCCACCGAUGUGUGCAAUAGUGUCUUUGAAAGCGUCGAGUACUACGAGCACCCAAAGACGUCGCAAUGGAACGAGACCAUCAUUAACAAGAUGCUCAAGGCGGUGAUGUCGGAGGCUACUCCUCAGGGUGCCUCGAUGCCGGCCUACAAGUUUGCCAUCAACAGCACCAUCGUGCAGCACGUCGUUCCUACAUCCCAACUCAACAAGCCGACAGGCCCGCCAGCAGAGGAGGGGGCCGCCAAGAAGGGACAGGCUGGUCGCCGCGGCAUGCACAGCGCAACUGGCGGGUACUGGAACGAGAAGACGGACGGUAUGUGGAGCUUCAAGUGGGAUGGCGAGGCUAAGGGCCUGGACGUUGUCCUCAUGGUCAUCUGGAUCGCCGUCUAA